UUUCUCAGCACUACAUGACGAGUUAGUGUCGUCCAGAUAUUUCUUAGCUUCAAACUGUGGGAGACAGAGUGGGGAUCCCAGUUUAAGUUUUCCUGUAAUGAAGCACAGGAAUUCAUAGACAAGGUUGUUUAGCUGACCAAUGUGCUCAUCCAUCUGAAACGGGCCGUGUUCCUGUCACGUGGAUUGCUGUUUCCUACCGUUUGCACUUACAACAGCUUUUCCAUGGAUAUAGAAACCACCAUUUGCCUGACCAUAAUUAUGUGAUGCCUUGUCACAUGGCGUUUCAUGUUAUUGAAUUUCAAAGAACAUCCUCGCACAGGACACAGGGACAAAUCUGCUUCCUCCAUCGUGUUUUCCUGAUUCAGAAAAAUUUUGUAACGGCUUACAUGAUCAUAUACGGCAAUCUCAUCAGAAUAGUUUCUUACAUAAAAACGUACGUAAAGAAAAAUACACAAGGAAAUAAAAAUACACAAAUGCUAAACUGUAUACAAUAUUAGAAUGCUAUACAUUCAUUACUGUCAAAUAACGUUCCGCCCAACUUCCACCGGACAAUAUUUUGAGUUCAAACCCGGAUUUCCAGUGUUACAUCCUCAUAGCCAAUGUUGUGUAUAAGCGCUCUGUACCUGCGAGCCUCCAGUGCAGCAGCAGCGCGGACGCGAGGGACACGUCUUUACUGUCCAAUGUCGCAGUCAAGACUAUCGCACCGCGGGCCGGUGGCCAGGCCACAACUCGUGGUGGAUAUGCUCAGUUGACUGAUUCAUCAUAAAUACAUGUAUUCAACAUCAUCACAGUACUGCCGAUUUCUCCAUGUGAGGCUGACCACUGAGUCAAUAUCAGUUAAGCCAUUGAUCGUCUUUAUAUUGGAGAUCAACAUGAUAAACUGCUACAGCUAAUAACUGACCCAAUAGAUGAAUCAGCAUUUUGCAUUAUAAGACAUAUUUUCGGUCAUAGACGCCGUAUCAGUGUUUUACUUUUUAUUUACCGACAUACCUUUUCAUCGCGCAACAGUGGAGUACAGUAGAACAUUGCCAGCAUGUCGGAAAAACACCUUGAAGCAGGUCAACCUCUACCACCCCUGAAGGAUGGAUCUGUUCGUCUCUUCAGCAUGAAAUACUGUACUUUUUCACAGCGUUCUCGCUUGGUGCUGAAAGCCAAAGGAAUCAAUUAUGAGGAAAUUAACUGCAGCCUGACGAAAAAGCCAGAAUUCCUCCUUGAACGAAAUCCUGAUGGGAAAGUGCCUGUCUACGAACACAAUGGCGAAGUCCUGGUUGGAUCCAGCAUCAUCUGUGACUACCUAGAUGAGAUUUAUCCUGAUCCACCUCUCUACCCCAAAGAUCCAUUGCAGAAGGCUAAAGACAAAUUUGUCAUGGAAACCUAUGAUUCAAAGGUUAGCUCAAUUUUUCACAAAUUCAUGACGUCCGGUGGGGAAGAUGAGGAAGCCAAAAUCAUCGCUGGCCUGACGUUGUUUGAUGCAGAACUAAAGAAAAGAGGAACUCCAUUCUUUGGUGGUCAACAGCCCGGCAUGGUCGACUACAGUACCUGGCCUUGGAAUGAGCGUUUAAUGGUCUCUGACAAGCUCAUGAACACCCUAAAAGCCAAGCUACCAGACCUUGAUGCUUACUUCCAGCGGAUGUUGACCACACCAGCAGUUAAGGCUAUCCUCAACAGUAAAGAGCAGUACCAAAAGUUCUUUGAGAGCUUUAUUAGUGGUAAUCCCCAGUUCGACCUGUGAGUAGAUAGAGAAGCACAAAGCUUCCCUGUGAAAACACAUUCUAGUCAUCCACAGGCAAAGCUAUAGAGACUAGUUCUAAUGGGUGUUGUCUUGUAAGAAAAACCAAAGAAAGGGGGGUGAAAGAUAUGAAAAAUACAAGAGAUCAAGGAAAUGAAAAUCAAAAUUUUUGCUUUAAAAAAACACAAGUUUACCCUGCCCUAUUGUUGUUCAGCAGUGCUUUGCUGAGGACUUCUUUGCUCCCCCCUCCCGAAAUUCCCUUCCCUGACAAAAAGGGGUUAGCCCCCACCCCAGAAAAAAUAUACCGAUGAUGCUUGUCUCAUCUCUUUGUGUACAUGGAUUUUGUAUUAUGUUACAUUUACCUCUAGAAACACGACAUACUACAGUUGGUAUAAUUUCUCCACCAUGAUUUAGGGUACGGGUCAUUCGAAAACUCGGGGUCCAAAAGUGUGAGAUUUUUGUGACCCUGUUACACCUGACCUGUGUAAUUUGACAUGGAAAUAUCACUGAAA
Molecule: messenger RNA, 2241 nt
Organism: Acanthaster planci (crown-of-thorns starfish)
Lineage: Eukaryota; Metazoa; Echinodermata; Asteroidea; Valvatida; Acanthasteridae
Product: pyrimidodiazepine synthase-like
Biological process (GO): glutathione metabolic process
Cellular component (GO): cytoplasm
Molecular function (GO): glutathione transferase activity; glutathione dehydrogenase (ascorbate) activity
Source: RefSeq, a predicted model, not a curated record